AUGAGAGUUCUCCCAGCUACUCUGCUGGUGGGAGCUGCUGCGGCAGCUGCUCCCCCAGUGCAGCAGGUUAUGGGUGUCGGUCGGGAGCAGAUGGAGUCUCUGGCCCAACAGGGCUCCGAUGUCUUCUCCAAGGCCGGCCAGCUCGUUGAAGAGCAACUCAAGACCCUGUCUGGAGAGGCUAAGCAGCUCUGGGACGAGAUGUCCAACUACUUCCCCAACACCGAGACUGCUCCCAUGCUCUCGCUGCCCAAGAAGCACACCCGCCGCCCCAACUCCCACUGGGACCAUGUCGUCAGUGGUGCCGAUGUCCAGAGCCUCUGGGUUGAUGGUGCCAGUGGCAAAGAGCGUGAGAUUGAGGGCAAGCUGGAGGCCUACGACCUCCGUGUGAAGAAGGUGGACCCCAGCUCUCUUGGCGUCGAUCCCAAGGUGAAGCAGUACAGUGGUUACCUUGACGACAACGAAAACGACAAGCACCUGUUUUACUGGUUCUUCGAGUCCCGUAACGACCCCGAGAAUGACCCUGUCGUUCUCUGGCUGAACGGUGGCCCGGGCUGCUCUUCAUUGACCGGUCUGUUCAUGGAACUUGGCCCUAGCUCUGUUAACGAGAAGCUUGAGCUGAAGUACAACGACUUUUCCUGGAACAAGAAUGCUUCCGUUAUCUUCUUGGACCAGCCAGUCAACGUUGGCUACUCUAACAGUGACUCCGCUGUCACUGACACCGUGGCUGCUGGCAAGGACAUCUACGCUCUGUUAUCUCUGUUCUUCAAGCAGUUCCCUCAGUAUGCCAAGCAGGAUUUCCACAUCGCUGGCGAGUCUUACGCCGGUCACUACAUCCCUGUUUUCGCUUCUGAGAUUCUUUCUCACAAGAAGCGAAACAUCAAUCUCAAGUCUGUUCUUAUUGGAAAUGGUCUGACCGACGGUCUCACUCAGUACGAGUACUACCGCCCUAUGGCUUGCGGUGACGGUGGCUACCCUGCCGUCCUCGACGAGAGCACUUGCCAGUCUAUGGACAAUGCUCUGCCUCGCUGCCAGUCCCUGAUCGAGUCCUGCUACAGCAGUGAGAGUGCCUGGGUCUGUGUUCCCGCCUCAAUUUACUGUAACAACGCCAUCCUUGGCCCUUACCAGCAGACCGGCCAGAACGUCUACGAUGUCCGUAGCAAGUGCGAGGACCCUUCCAAUCUGUGCUACAAGGGUAUGGGCUACAUCACCAAGUACCUCAGCCAGCAGCACGUUCGUGACGCUUUGGGUGCCGAGGUUGACGAUUACGAGAGCUGCAACAUGGACAUCAACCGUAACUUCCUCUUCCACGGUGACUGGAUGAAGCCUUACCACCGCCUGGUCCCUGGCCUUCUUGAGCAGAUCCCCGUCCUGAUCUACGCUGGUGACGCUGACUUCAUCUGCAACUGGCUUGGUAACAAGGCCUGGACCGAGGCUCUCGAGUGGCCUGGCCAAAAGGAGUACUCCAGUCUCGCCCUAGAGGACCUCGUCAUCCACGACAACGAGCACAAGGGUAAGAAGAUUGGCCAGGUCAAGUCCCACGGCAACUUCACCUUCAUGCGCCUCUUCGGCGGUGGCCACAUGGUUCCCAUGGACCAGCCCGAGAGCAGCUUGGAGUUCUUCAACCGCUGGCUUGGUGGUGAGUGGUUCUAA
Penicillium chermesinum is the source of this 1650-nucleotide messenger RNA. RefSeq names its product carboxypeptidase C PRC1 (gene cp3). The record is from RefSeq and is a predicted model, not a curated record. Gene Ontology annotation, molecular function: serine-type carboxypeptidase activity. NCBI's taxonomy places the organism in Eukaryota, Fungi, Ascomycota, Eurotiomycetes, Eurotiales, Aspergillaceae. The transcript is spliced from 2 exons. Gene Ontology annotation, biological process: proteolysis. Gene Ontology annotation, cellular component: fungal-type vacuole. Bases 1 to 1650 code for a protein of 549 amino acids.